AUGCGGCCCUUCCUAUCUGUAUCUACAGCCCUGGCAUGGGCUUUGUCGUGGUCUUUAGUUGCAGUUUCGUUUGCCAAGCCUGUGGGUGAUUCAAAAACUCUGGUUUUGCUAGACGAUCUAGCAAACCGUUCUGAAUACUCGAUCUUUUUGGAUUCUCUCACUGCUCGUGGCCAUCGUCUCUUUGUUCAUACUGUUGCUCAAAUUUCCACUACUGUUCCACUUCUUGUCUAUGGAGAUCUUGCCUUUAGUCAUGUCGUUAUCCUUGCUUCAAAAGUAUCGACCUUUGGGGGUACUGUCGGUGUUGGAGGAUUGAUUGACUAUGUUAACGCAGGCGGAAAUGUUCUUUUGGCUGCCUCGUCGGAACUGUCCGAGGUGGUUCGUGAUUUCGCUUACGAGUUUUCUGUUGAUUUUGACGAGUCAGGCACCUCUGUAUUCGAUCAUUUCAACUCCAUCCAUGACAGUCCAUCUCAGAUUAUUUCAUCGUCCUUUACAAACAAAACCAACUUUAUCCUCUCAGAAUCUACUCGUCAAGGACCACCAGUUGUUUUCCAAGGCGUUGGUCACAAAGUGACUGGAAAAAAUAUCCUGACUUUUCCUAUUCUUACUGCAAGCCAUUCUGCCUAUUCAUACGACUCCAAAGACACCGAUCCUUUGCUAGGCGGACCUCUUUUAGGAGAAACCAUUUCUCUUGCUUCAGCUUUUCAAGCUCGUAAUAAUGCCCGAGUUGUUUUUGUUGGCAGUACAAGCCUGUUUUCAAACAAAUCCAUCUGUGGUAACGCAGCCUUUAGCGCAGAUAUUUCAAAAUGGGUGUUUCAGGAAAAAUCAGUGGUUCAGAUCACCAACACAAAACAUCAUCGUGUCAACGAAACUGAUCAACAUGGCAUCUAUCGUAUUAAGGAUGAAAUGAUUUACUCUGCCACCAUCAAGGUGUGGAGUGGAGAUGCCUGGGAACCUUUUGUUGCCAACGACAUUCAGUUUGAAGCUGUGAUGCUUGAUCCGUACAUCCGCAAGACCAUGAAUGAAUCUGAUGGUGUAUAUGUAGCCAGGUUUACACUUCCAGAUCAGUAUGGCGUUUUUAGUUUCAAGCUUAAUUAUCAACGGCAUGGACUUUCUUAUAUUUCUGCUUCAGAGACUGUUCAAGUGCGUCCUUUCCGUCACAACCAGUUUCCUCGCUUUCUGGUUGUCGCCUACCCUUAUUACGCCAACAUCUUCAGCUUGAUGGUUGCAUUUUUCCUGUUUUCUGCUGUAUUUUUAUUCAACAAAGAAGUUCGUCCAAAAACAAAAACUUUGUAA
Batrachochytrium dendrobatidis JAM81 is the source of this 1293-nucleotide messenger RNA. Its product is annotated as dolichyl-diphosphooligosaccharide-protein glycotransferase. Gene Ontology annotation, cellular component: oligosaccharyltransferase complex; endoplasmic reticulum membrane. The record is from RefSeq and is a predicted model, not a curated record. The transcript is spliced from 4 exons. Lineage: Eukaryota; Fungi; Chytridiomycota; Chytridiomycetes; Rhizophydiales. Bases 1 to 1293 code for a protein of 430 amino acids.